Triticum dicoccoides is the source of this 594-nucleotide messenger RNA. Its product is annotated as RING-H2 finger protein ATL70-like. The annotation marks the transcript as partial. NCBI's taxonomy places the organism in Eukaryota, Viridiplantae, Streptophyta, Magnoliopsida, Poales, Poaceae. The record is from RefSeq and is a predicted model, not a curated record. Gene Ontology annotation, molecular function: ubiquitin protein ligase activity. Gene Ontology annotation, biological process: protein ubiquitination. The transcript has a single exon.
UGGGCGGCGAUGCCCAGGCUGCUGCCCAACCUCGUCUUACGGCCUGCCCACCUCCGCCGCCUCUCUUCGUGGCUGCUAGGCGCCUGCAUCGGCUACCCCAACGACUUGGGCUACGCCGACCACCACCACCACCACCACCAGGGCCAGUACCACGACGACCACGGCCUCAAGGAGCUGGAGGAGCACUGCCCGGCGGUGCGCUUCGAUGAGCUCUCCGUAUCCAACGUCGGCACCAGCGCCGGGACGCCCAUCCACCCAGAGGGAUGCGUGGUGUGCCUUAGUGACUUCCACGGUGCCGCACGUGUGCGCCGGCCGCGGGGCUGCCAGCACGUCUUCCACUUUGGCUGCCUCGACCGCUGGGCCGCUCACGGCCACCGCACCUGCCCGCUUUGCCGGGCUCCGUUCCUCCCGCCCUUCCUCCUGCCCAUGCCGUUCCCGACGUCGUGAUUCACGCGGGGUGUUAUUUGCUUAAUUUCGUGACUGCUGAUGGCGAAUCCUGAGGAGAAGUUCCGAAUUUCUCGCUGCCUGUUAGGCUUUUGUGAAAACAAACCCAACUCACAGCAUGGGCCAAGGAGGCCAUGGCAGAGAGGUGUC